CUCGUCCUCCACUGCAUUACGAGUCCUGCUGCAGCUGCACACAUUCGCACAUAAGAAGACGCACAAAGACACGCACUAAUAACUCCUGCAGCUCAUCGCGGUAGCAGCUUUUGUGGAUCUUCUGGAUUGUCUUUUUUACGUGUCGUGGCAUUUACCAGCGGAAGAUACUGCGGAUUUUACGCAUUGGUCACGCCGUGCUGGGAUGAUGCACUGAGAGGAAAGGCGCAGGAUCGUGGGCUGUAAUCACCCCAGAAGGUUGCAGUGAAAGUGGUGCAAGCAAGGUGAACUCGGAAAGGGUGCAAUCUCGACCCUCUGCAGGGGGGGAUCGGCGGCGAUUUCCAAACCAGCUCGGUAAAGUAAAUUAUGGCCACUCUACUGCGGAAAAUCGGUCUGAUCCGCCUGCACGACCGAGACACAGAGGACCCCAAACACCACCAGGGCUCUUUAAAGGGCACCAAAGGCAACCAGAAAAACAACAAACACUGUCAGACGGCCAACGAAACCAAUAUCCUUAGCACCCCGGAGAUUAAGGCCAGGAAGCUGGACCAGCACGGCAAGGACAAGGAGAAGCCAGGCAAGGAUGCCAAGGAGAAACAGCAGCAGCAAAGCGGAGGAGGCGGGAAUAAAAGCACCGGGGCCUCCUCCCUACCUCCGCUCGCCCCUCACCGGCAUCACUGCACCCAAGUGCGGACGCGCAGGCUGAUGAAGGAGCUUCAGGAGAUACGGAGGUUAGGAGACAACUUCAUCACAGUAGAGCUGGUGGAGGACAACCUGUUCGACUGGAACGUCAAGCUGCACCAGGUGGACAAGGACUCGGCGCUGUGGCAGGACAUGAAGGAGACGAGCACCGACUUCAUCCUGCUCAACGUCACCUUCCCCGACAACUUUCCCUUCUCGCCGCCCUUCAUGCGGGUGCUGACGCCCCGCUUGGAGAACGGCUACGUGUUGGACGGAGGCGCAAUUUGCAUGGAGCUGCUGACUCCCCGCGGAUGGUCCAGCGCCUACACGGUGGAAGCGGUCAUGAGGCAGUUUGCGGCCAGCCUCGUAAAAGGACAGGGCCGCAUAUGUCGGAAAGCAGGCAAGUCCAAGAAGGCCUUCAGCCGUAAAGAAGCCGAGGCCACCUUCAAGUCUUUGGUGAAGACCCACGAGAAAUACGGCUGGGUGUCCCCGCCCGUGUCGGACGGCUGAGCGCUGACCCCUGACCUCGACACGCAAAAUGACACACCGCGCUAACUCAACAAUCUGUCACACUCACCUUUUGCUGUAGCUUUCUUCGUGUGUGCGUGUAUGCGUGUUAAUUGGAGCGGUGGCGUAGUUUUUAAUACGCAGACAAGUGAUCAUCAUCGUCAUCAAUUUUCUCAGAAGUGACUUGCCCUCACUCUCACCCAGGGAAUUUCUUUCCUUUUGGGAAAGGCCUGAGAGGGAGGUGUGUGUAUAGUACAUUUGGGAACACAUUUUUUGCUUUUCUUUUGUUUUUUUUUUCUCAUGCACACGCAGUUGGAGACAGUGUGGACUUUUCCAAUUGAAUGAAGCGGACUCAUCCUCUCUUGUCGCGCUCUCUUUGCCCUCCUCGCUCCCUUCCCCUUCCUUCCGGCAUUACUCUUCGUCGUCUGCGUGUGGCUGUGGGCUCAUUUGCAUAUAAAUGAAGCUGUAAAUGUUUAAUAGAUGGGCAGCGCGCAGCCUUCUAUGCUCCUUUCAUUUCCUUCCCUUUUUCUUGUCGACUGCGGUUGCCCAUACUUGGAUGCAACGUGAAGAUUGUAAUGUACAUGGAGAUGUGCUCUCUCUCUCUCUCCAUGCUAGUUCGCCCAAUGUCUCUUGUCUCUCGUGGCUAAAUUUAGAGCUCACUGUUGCGUAGAUGAUAUUGAUUUCCAAUGGAGGAAAAAAAGUCACAUGUUGCAUUAGGCUGUGACUUUGUAUGAUACAUAGAAUGAUAGUCAAUCAUCUGGAUGUGCGCUUUUGAGGACUGAGAACCUCAUGAUUUAGAAGGGGCACAGCCCUUUAAAACAAAAAUAGGAACUGUGAAACACUAAGAGUAACAUUUUAAGGGAAUAUAUGUGUGUUUGUGUGUGAUUUGUGUAAAAACAACCAAAGUCCAGCAGGAAAUCUGUGCUAUGAACACACCUGCACACACAUCUACUGUACCUGCAUGGCUUAAAAUGCUGAUGGGCGCUCGCCAUUUCGAUGAAUGUACGCUCCAGAGUACCACAUGAUUGCCCGGAGAGAGACAUCAAGGGGUUUUCGGGGAGAGGGCAAACCGAAAGAACGGGAGAGCGCAGCGGGGUCACUUCUUGGAAAUGUCAGCGGGUUUCAAGAUGGAAGAAGCCUGUUUUGGCAACCUAAUGGAUGCACAGGAAUAAAAACAUUGACUUGCAAGCAUCAUUGGAACCCCUGGAGGGGAAAAUUGAGGAAAAUACGGAGUUGGCAUCUGCUUUGCAGCUUUGAUUUUUCUUAAUUUUCUGUAAGAUAAAAAUUUUAGAAAGGGCAGGAUGUGAAAAGUGAAGGACAGCACUAUUGGUGCACUCGCCUGACCUCAGUGUAGGCAGUGUGGACUAAGGCUGAUUUAUGCUUCUGCGUCAAUGGAACGGGUUGCUCCAUGCUAUUUUUAGACCGUGACGUCACAUCGUAAAGCGGAAGUAAAGCAGAAGUUGGACAUUAUAGACCCGCCCUCGCAUAAAAAACAAUGUUAAUUCUGCUACUUUUCUCCGGUAAUCGUUCAAAAACAAACAUCCCGAUCACACAUUGCUUUUUUUGGAACUUGUAAAAAAACGACUCUUGACAUUACGACAUAUGAAGGAUGUUUUCUUCAUACAUUUUCUGAAACCAAAAACUCGGGAGGAAAAAAAUGUGAAGAAUGAAUCAACUUGCGCAGACUUUUAACACUAGCUCGGUGAAUCCAUUCACAUUUCAUAUGCAGUAAACGUUUUGUUGGGUUGGGUUCAGAGGACAAAGAGGUAAACCAUGUUUAUAUUUUUAACUUAUUUUUUAGCGUGACGUUGUGCCGUGCUUCUUCUGUCUGAGAAUGAAUGACCUAAAAAGAAUUAAAAUCGUGGGCUAUCUGACUGCCACUGUUGCCUUUUCUGUUGUAAAAGAAAAAAACAACUUUAGUAAAGGGGAAGUGUCAAUAAAUUGUAGAAUUAAGAUUUGUUAUCCAUGAAAAAUUAAAAGUGUUCGUUGGCUGUCACUGAGUAGCAUUUGCGAUCGCUACACAAAAUAUAAAUUACCCCCAAGAACUGUCAGAGACGUAGGCUAACCAGAGGAUAUAAUAUAUAGGAAAGACAGGGCUGGUGGUAAAGGAUAACUUGUUGAACAGGAGAAUGUAAUUGUUAGUCCCGUAAGAAAAAGGUUUCGAUAAAAAAGCUAAGGCUAUGCUAAGGACGGCUCGUUUUUUUCGUCUUUUUCAGCCCUCGACACUCAAGCCACCACUUUAACUGAACAUUUUUAUGUACUUCCACAUCUUUGCAAGUGAACUUGGCACCAGGGACAUCAUUUUCGGAGAGAAUUGGUAGGUUUAGCAUUGUAAACAUCUCCUUCGUACACGAUUUCAUUCAUUUCCCAUUGUGGACAAGCGGUGGCGUGUCCUCCAUUAGGAACAGUAGCUAACGUCGUGAAUAUUAAUGAGCAGAAGUGACAUGUUGCUUGCGGUACGCCAUUCACCGCCAUGCCACUAGAGGGGUGUGGCUUUGUCUUUGUACGGUUUUGGGGUAUUCUUGUCGAAUUCCUUUAGUUUAUACGCCGGUCAUUGACAGCAAUGGCAACGGAGAUUGAACGUGUGUAUUUGCUGCUGCAGCUAAUCAAUAUUGAACAACAAAAGUUGUUAAUACAAAUGUUGACGCGUAGGCGACACAGAAGACGUUUUCAAAUGUUUGGAAACGGUGUUGUUGCUAAACCGGAAACGACGUUCUGAGCGGUGACGUGACGCGUAGUCAGGAUUUUUGGGAGGUGCACGUCAGGCUAUGGUGUAGGGUCGUUAAUAGGGUCUGCGUUAACCGCGUAGGUCUCGUCACAGCUACGCAGAAGCAUAAAUCACCCUUUAGUCCCCUACUCCGUGACAGUGAGUAAAUGGUGGCCUCCAAACGUUCACUUAGAUUAAUGGUGACCAGUCCAGUUGUGUUUAAUCAACAAGCAACAUGGCUGACAUUGAUGGAGAUAGUCGUCAAAGAUGGAGGACAGGAAAGACUGGGGUAUGACAGGGCAGAUGGAAUGUGGCAAUUAAACUCAUUAGCUGCCAGUGGCAGUGAAUGAGUUAAACGCACUCAAGAGCAGUGUUGGGAAUAACGCCGUUCUAUAACGGCGUUAUUUUUUCAGUAACGGGGUAAUCUAACUAAUUAUUUUUUCCAACGUUACCGUUACUGACGGUCAAAAGCGUGGCGUUACUUACUUUGAAUAAAUUGAAGAAACUACCAGCCGUAGCGAGUCUACUCUGCUCUGUUUAUUUGUCAUCCAAGACUUGGGGUGCGUUCAGGUUCAUGGCAAUGAAAAUAGUAAACACACAUAGCCUACCUUUGCAAGAACGAUGGAGUUGCCGUUUGAUAUGGUCAUAAUGUGCAGGUCCUGCACCCAUCCGCAGCAAAACUGUUUCGUAGCUUUGUAGCGAUUUGUAAUUUCGGAAUCACUGAUGAGUUUAGUAACAUACACCAAACAAUAAAUACAGCAGAAUGUCCAUUUCGCGUAAUUGUGGAAGCCUGUCGACAUCUUUACUCCAUUUGUCUUCGGCUUGCUCGUAAGGGUCAACAUUGUUCACAUCCUUAAGUUUGAUCACAUAUCUGUUCUUCGCCUUAGUAACGAGUUUGUCUCUUUAUCGAACUGGCAAGUUAAAGUUUAAUGUCCCGCGAGCCAGACCUGCUUCCAAUAUGGCUGCGUUGUUGUCAAAUCUCACGUGAUCCCCCAUUCUGUGAUGUAAACGCUCGAGCCUAAGAGCGCACGUAAGUCAGAGCCGGUGUUUUCACACACAAAGCGGAACAGCGCGUGCGACAAACACACACACGCAAAACAGAUGCAGGGGGAUAUGAUGGCAGAGCAUUCAGAGGAAAAUUUGUCCUUUACGAGGUGGAGAUAUAAACACUAGAGAUGUCCCGAUCCGAUCACGUCAUUUUCAAAGUAUCGGAAUCGGCAAAAAAAUAUCGGCCAUGCAUUUUUUUAAUAUAUAUAUAUAUUUUAAUUAAAUCGUUUUCUAAUUGUAUUUAACGUUACAGACAUAAUAUGUUACACUCAUCCAGAGUCUCUAAUUUAGGCUUAAGGUAGGGUUAUCAAAUUUAUCCCGAUAACGGGGUAAUUAAUUUUUAAAAAUGUAUCACGUUAAAUAUUUAACGCAAUUAAUGCAUGCGUUGUAGGACCCACUCACGCAUUGUCGCGCUUAAUCUGUAAUGGCGCCGCUUUACCCAUUUAGAGAGACAAAAAGGCAGCGUAAAAUGAGUAGAGUGAAUUUUGGCUGCCUUUGGAGCCUUUUUUUAAAUAGGCUAAAGCCUUACAAUCCUUCUCCCUACGAUUGGUAAUAUCAUGGGAAGUAAUGUGGGGAAGCAAGGUAGUAAUUGAUCUUUUUCUUAACACCUUAUGUUAUUUCCCAACGCAGAGAAGAUACAGCAAUUGGUAGCACUACGCACAGUCAUGGUUCCGCUUCCCAUCGUGCAUUUGGGUUGAAUGGCUGCAGUAUCAUUUACUGAAAGCUCAAUAGCAAUAUUUAGUCACAAUAUACAAAGUCACAAGUCUUUCUAUCUGUGGAUCCCUCUCACAGAAAGAAUGUUAAUAAUGUAAAUGCCAUCUUGAGGAUUUAUUGUCAUAAUAAACAAAUACAGUACUUAUGUACUGUAUGUUGAAUGUAUAUAUUCGUCCGAGUUUUAUUCAUUUUUUUUCUUAAUGCAUUGCCAAAAUGUAUAUGAUCGGGAAAAAUUAUCGGGAAUGAUUGGAAUUGAAUCGGGAGCAAAAAAAGCAAUCGGAUCGGGAAAUGUCGGGAUCGGCAGAUACUCAAACUUAAACGAUCGGGAUCGGAUCGGGAGCAAAAAACAUGAUCGGAACAACCCUAAUAAACACUAUUUCAAGUUGGUCGAAACUAAAGGAAAGAACGUGCAUGUAAAGUGUAAUUUAUGUUCCGGGGCAAAAAUUUUUUUGCACUUCAAAUGUAGGAUAAAUCUGUUGCUGGCGAGGUUCAAUAAAUAUUACAAGGUUCUAUAACAAAACUACCAGUCUGUUCUUCUCUAUUCAACUAACUCGAAUACUGCUCAGAAAAUUUCAAAUUCUUUGACAUACAACAACUUCUUUUUAAAGUAACGGAAAUAGUUACUUUCCCUGGUAACUACUUACUUUUACUAUAGAGUAAUUCAGUUACUAACUCACUUUUUGGAAGAAGUAGUGAGUAACUAUAACUAAUUAUUUUUUUAAAGUAACGUGCCCAACACUGCUCAAGAGUCUUAAUCACUCAACAGUGAGAAUGUACAGAGAAUUUUCAGCAAGCUGAUCGGUAUUCCGACGUCAACAAUAUUUGAAACGUAAAGUUAUUGAAGAAUGCACCAGACCUCAAUCUGUGCAGAACCGCUUCGGUGACGUGGAAGUGCUCAUGCCAGUCAGCUAUUUGAAAUGUGUCCGUCCUGUCAGCUCGGCUUCCGCGUGCGUUACAUCUGCUACGUGCCAGUUAAAUGUCAGGCAAAGCUGCUAAUUGGGCUGACAUUUCCGCCAAGCGUCAUUAGAGAGACGGGCGGUUGAGAGCAAAAGGAUGGAGGAUGUCAAAUCUCCCGCUCGGCCCCCCUCCUCCAACCACUGGCAUUUCGGCCCAUGUUGCAUACCCCUGCUGUGUUGUUUUUAGGAGACGAGAGGCAGACGGAGAGGUGAGAAUGUGAGUACAUGCGUGUAUGUGUGGGAAAAGUGUGGGUCAUGUAAACUAGUUCCAUUUCAGGGUUGAUUGUAUAGUCCUCUCUUGGCUCGCAAGUGCGGAAUUACUGUAAAUUGACUUCAUAUUAUACCACAAAAUAUCUCCAAACUGAGUGUUUGCUGGUUUCAAGCCAAUCAUUUUUGUGAUAGAUUUAGAAUGGUAGUUAACAGACACUAACUGAGCUGGUUAUGUUGUAUUAUAUUUGCAUGUCAACUGUGAUUGGUAGCUGCCUACUGUAUUUUUUUUUUCAAGAAAAGUCAGAAAAACUGGAGAUAAACAAAAAUGCAAAUGUUUCUCUUGUUCUUUUAACAAGGAUGGCGAGGUGUUUCUGUACUGUAUGUGCUUUUCUUCAUACCCGUCCUCAAAUGUCAUAUUGUCUUCUAUGAAUGUUUGUGUUUUAAUUUAUUUGUGAUUUGCCAAAAAUGAAGAUUUGACGCAUGAUGCAGGUAUUGUCACGAGAAAAUGAAGAAGGGAAGGGGGAAGAAAAAAAAACUUACCUGGAAGGGUUUUUGUCUUCAUUUAGAGGAUUGAAGGACAGACAUAGUUACAAAGCCUCAAUACCUUAAAGGGACUGUUCCCUUGGGGAAAAACAAAAUUCCGUCACGGCCCCAAAACAAAUUCCAAACACCUCUCAUGAAGUCACGCCUUCCCCAUUGGCCCUGCAGUGAUUUAGAUUCAUGCGAUUGACAUGAAAACACGGAUUAUAUCACAGAUUAAAAGAUCAAUGUUGACUUCUCAGUGCUUCACAUCUCAUUCAUCAUAUGGGCAUGUGAGCAUCUGACCUGAGAUCAGCUGACCUGGACAUUUCCAUUUUCCUGACUUGUUUGGUCGAAAAAGUGGGAAAAGGCUCGUUUGCUAGACCAAACAAGAAUGUGCAAUAAACUUCACAGCAUAUUCAAAGCAAUUGCCUUGUGUGUUUUUUUUCUUUUGUGU
Messenger RNA from Corythoichthys intestinalis (scribbled pipefish), 7795 nucleotides. It is a transcript of the gene ube2ql1, whose product is annotated as ubiquitin conjugating enzyme E2 QL1. The record is from RefSeq and is a predicted model, not a curated record. The transcript has 3 exons. Bases 364 to 1188 code for a protein of 274 amino acids. NCBI's taxonomy places the organism in Eukaryota, Metazoa, Chordata, Actinopteri, Syngnathiformes, Syngnathidae.